Molecule: messenger RNA, 1368 nt
Organism: Vigna unguiculata (cowpea)
Lineage: Eukaryota; Viridiplantae; Streptophyta; Magnoliopsida; Fabales; Fabaceae
Source: RefSeq, a predicted model, not a curated record
AUGGAGUCGACAAGAACAACGAUAGAUCACGGUGCAGCCCUAGCCGAGAUACGGCGACAGAUGCAGGUAGAGAUGCAGCGACAAUUAGAAGAAAUAAGGCGCAAAAGCGAGGAAGAAAUCAAUGCCUUGAGGGCAGAGAACCAAAGAAUUAGGAGACAGACAAAGCGCACGGUGAGAAGAAGAGAGAUGCCACAGGAAGAGGAGGAACAGGAAAAGACGUCACACCAGGAGGAGUCUAGAGCUCAAACCAACCCUAACCAAAUUGAUCCGGAGGAGCAUAUAGACAUUUUCACCACUCAGGUGGGACUGUACACAACAGAAGAUGCGAUCCUCUGUCACUUUUUCCCAACAUCGUUAAAGGGUACGACGCUCCGUUGGUUUACCCGACUUCCUCCCAACUCCGUCGACUGUUUUGAUACGCUGACGACACGAUUUAGUAUUCAGUUUGCCACUAGCAAACCUCACCACCACCUUACCUCUUUAGCACUGGUGAAUGUGUGUCAGGAGAAAGAAGAGUCAUUACGUAAUUUCAUAGAGCGAUUCGAGAAACUGUCCUUGAACAUCAGCAAUUUGAAUCUAGAGGUGGCCAUGCAUCAUCUAAUUACAGCCCUUCGACCAGACCCAUUUGUGGACAGCUUGUGUAAGAAACACGUGGCUAAUUUGGACAAGCUCCGAACGAGAGCUACAAAAUUUAUGCAAAUGGAAGAGUUGAAGGAAUUUCGCAACACCACUCACGGGGAGACCCACGACAGGAAACACCCUAAGAAAGACAGGGCAACAACCUCCAGAUCGGGCUCUAGGGCACGGAUUCUAGAGGAGGCCCUUAAUGCCGACCUUAUAUCCCCUCCAAGGAAGGUUCCAACUCCCCCUCAUGCGGAUACCACGAAGCACUGUCGCUACCACCGGAAUUAUGGUCAUACUACGGAAGAGUGUUUCACGUUGAAGGAUAAGAUCGAGGAUCUGAUACAAGCUGGACACCUCAAAAGGUUUGUAAAACGUGAAGAUGGGGGAUUUUCAUCCCGAAAGGAGGACCGAGAAGGAGGAAAUGAGAGGAAGGAGUACAGGGCACCAGCAUACGAAAGAGAUGAGCAACGUGAUGCACAAGAAAAGCCACUGCGGGGAGUUAUCAAUUACAUUGCAGGGGGUUUCGCUGGCAGAGGCUCAACUGCGUCUGCCAGGAAGAAAUAUGUACGAGCAAUUCAAAGCGUGAAUGCAGUUUUGAUAUAUCCGCGUAGGCGUAUGCCGCCUAUCACCUUUCGGGACGACGAUUUUCAUGUUCUUGACCCCCAACAUGAUGAUCCGAUGGUAAUAUCGGUGGAAAUCGAAGACUUUGCCGUCAGGAAAACCCUCGUGGAUCAGGGGAGCUAG